AUGGGUAACAAGGCCAAAGGAGUGAAGCGUUCUGCAGACAAAUACAACAAUAAGUCUUCUAAGAAGGCAAAGGUAGCUGAAAAACUUCCUUCACCUUCUUCCGAGAGCGAACGUUCAGAAGAUCGAAUUGAUGAAAGUGACGCAGAAUCCAGUUCUGGAGACGAUUUGGAUAUCAGUGAGGACGAAGAUGAAUUAGAUGACUUGGAUGAUGAAGAUGUGAAAGAAGAUAACGACGAAGAGGAGCAAGAAGAAGAAGAGGAAGAGGACCAAGAAAAUGGAAAUAAUGACAACAUCGAUCCAAACAAAAAAUCAUCAAAAGAACAACAUUCAGAACAGAAAAAGGUAUUGAAUGAACGUAAAUUACAGAGAAAAGCAGGUAUUCAAGUACAGAAAAUUAAAAGUUUAUGGGAAAAGUUGAGAGUCACCAAACCAGCUCCAACCAAAGCACAGCGUGAUAAAUUAUGUGAUGAAGUUUGGGAGUUAUCUCAUGAUGUAAUCAAUGAUCUUGUUAUGAAACAUGAUGCUUCUCGUGUUGUUCAAACUUUAGUGAAAUAUUCUAGUAAAGAAAGAAGAGAUAUUAUAGUGAAUUCAUUGAAAGGAUCUUUUUAUCAAUUGGCAACUUCUGCAUAUGGGAAGUAUUUGUUGAUUAAGCUUUUGCAUUAUGGUUCUAAAGAAUCUAGAGCUAUUAUCGUUGAUGAAUUACAUGGUAAAUUGCGUAAAUUGAUGAGACACAAAGAAGGUGCUUAUGUUGUUGAAGAUUUGUAUGUGCUUUACUCGACUUCUGAACAAAGACAGCAAAUGAUUAGAGAAUUCUGGGGAUCACAGUAUGCUGUUUUCCGAGACUCUGGUAAGGGGAAAACCGUUUUAGAUAUUACUAGAGAGCUGGCUGAAAAGAAACAAUUGAUUAUGAGUAAUUUAUAUGGUACCAUUAAAGCCUCAGUUGAAAAGGGCUCUACCGGAUUUCAAAUUUUGCAUGCUGCCAUGAAAGAAUAUGUCACUGUAUUGAAAGAUGAUAUUGACGCUAACGAUUCUGCUAUUCGUGAUUUUAUUGAUUUACUUGGUGAACAAUUUGCAGAGUUAGUUCAUACCCAAGAAGGUUCUGAUGUUGCUUGUAAUUUAAUUGCCCUUGCUAACGCUAAAGAACGUAAGGUAAUUAUCAGAGGUUUGAAAACCCAUACUAAUGAAUUGAUCAAAAAUGAAUAUGGUAAUAUCGUUUUAAUUACAUUGUUCAUGACUGUUGAUGAUACUGUUUUAAUUUCUAAAUCUUUUGGUGCAGAAAUAUUCACUUCUGAGUUAGUCCCCGAGUUAAUUCAAGACAAAUUUUCAAGAAGACCAAUAUUAUACUUAUUGAAAGGUUUAGAUGGCAAAUAUUUUGCUCCUAAUGUGAAGAAUGCGUUAUUAGGAUAUGAAGAAUUGGCUUAUAAAAAAACUUCCAAAAAGGAUAAACAGCAGAGAAAAUCAGAACUCUUGGAAAGAUCAAUACUGCCAAUUUACAAGGCAUUAUUGGAUGAAGAAUCUAUAAUCAAAUUAUUGCAAGUAAACAUUGCUGCUCAAGUAAUCACUGAAUUAAUCCUCACAUCAACCAACGUCGAGGACGUUAAUAAAAACUUGAGACCUCAGUUGGUUGAUACAAUUUUCCAAAAAACAAUCUGUGGAGAUGUGCUUGAAGAUUACCAUUUACUCAAUAAAGUCCCAUUUGUUUCAAGAUUGGUGAAAUCUUUAAUUCAAGGUAACGAAUUCAAGUUCGACAAUGAGUCUAAGAAAUUGGUGAAAACUGGUCAAGCAGCAUCUCCUGGCAUUGGCAGCGAGUUUGCAGAAAGGGUAGCUGAUGAAAUCAAUGUCGAAGAUUGGGUUUCUGGACAACCAGCUUUUGUUCUAGUAUCUGUUAUAGAAGUUUUGCAAUUGGAAAAAUCCCCAAAGGCUGAAAAGUUGAAAAAAGCUAUAAAGAAAUUAUCUUUGUCCAGCGAUGACAAAGGAGCAAAACUUUUAAAAAAUAUUAUUUAG
This is a messenger RNA of Candida albicans SC5314, 2004 nucleotides long. RefSeq lists its product as uncharacterized. The transcript has a single exon. Gene Ontology annotation, molecular function: mRNA binding. NCBI's taxonomy places the organism in Eukaryota, Fungi, Ascomycota, Pichiomycetes, Serinales, Debaryomycetaceae. The coding region runs from base 1 to 2004 and encodes 667 amino acids. Gene Ontology annotation, biological process: regulation of translation. Gene Ontology annotation, cellular component: nucleolus. The record is from RefSeq and is a predicted model, not a curated record.